UGUUUAACCGCGUAAAAGCGCGAGCCAAGCCACCAGCAGAGAGGGGUUCCCCUUUCCAACAGUACUCGCAGAGCAGAGAGGCUGACAGAGGAUUUUUAACGUGUGACAACUAGGACAACAAACAACGAGGAAGUAUCUCUGAGGAUCGACUGAAUGCAUAAACUAACACUGAACUUUUGGAAAGUGAAAUGACCAGAUUUGAAGGUUGUGAAAAGUGAAACGGCUCCUCCUUCAGGUCUCCAAUGCCCAAAGAGUGCAGGAGGAAGAGCUCCAAAGACUUCAGUCUUUCUGGGACUGGAUUUACCGAAGGGUCUCGUUUAGAGCGAAGAGCAGCCGGGAAGGCAUCACAGAUUUGCGAUGAUCUCGUUCAGAGAGCCGCUCAAAUCACCGAGUCGUCCGCAACCAGAGCGCCGGCUGUAAUGGACUCUCCCCGGGUACCGCAGGUCACCAUCACCCCGGAGGGAGGCGGCUCCUCCCGGGAGAUGCAGCAGGAGGACUGGGAUGAUGCUGUGGACGGCACCCUGCGCAGGAAACUGUCCAACUCCUCCAUCUCCUCCACAGGCUCUUCUCUGGUGGAGUCCGAAGAUGAUAUACUCAGCGACAACGAGAGCAAAAGCAAAGGCAUCAUCACUUUAGAGCAUCUGGGGGACUCUGGAGAGAGCAAGCCGUGGUGGAAGUUGAAGACGGUUGUCCACUGGCCCUUCAGUGCUUCACAGAAGAGAAAACUAAAUUGGGUUCAGCUAGCCGGGCAUAAAGGUAACUUCAAAGCAGCAGACGAGGGCAACAUCCUGAAGAAGUUCUCGGAAAACGAGAAGCAGUGUUUCGAGAAGCUAAGGGAGGACGCGCUGCUCCUGUUCGUGCCCAGGUACCACGGUGUUGUGGAAAAAGAUGGAGAGUCUUUCCUUCAUAUGACUGACCUGCUAUCAAACUUUGACCUCCCCAAUGUUAUGGACUGCAAGAUGGGAGUAAGGACGUACUUGGAAGAGGAGCUUGUCAGAGCGCGGGAGCGGCCCAAGCAGAGAGAAGACCUGUACAGGAAAAUGGUGGAGGUGGACAGUGAAGGGCCGACUCCCCAGGAACAUUCGCAGUGUGGCGUCACCAAGCCUCGCUACAUGCAGUGGAGGGAGAGCAUGAGCUCCACCAACACCCUGGGCUUCAGGAUAGAAGGCAUCAAGAAAUCCGACGGCACAUGUCACACUGACUUCAAGAAAACUCGAUCGAAGCAGGAUGUUCUCCAAGUGUUCAAGGACUUUGUCGGAGGGAACCCAGACAUCAUUACGUCUUACCUGAGCAGACUCAAGGAGAUCCAGCAGGCCCUGAAGACGUCAGAGUUCUUCAAGCAACACGAGGUCAUUGGCAGCUCUCUCCUCUUUAUCCACGACCGCACGGGCAAUGCACAGGUGUGGAUGAUUGACUUUGGGAAGACGACAGUGCUACCGGAGGGCCAGACGUUAAAUCAUGACAUUCCCUGGCAGGAAGGCAACCGGGAGGACGGAUACCUGUGGGGGCUGCAAAACCUGCUUGACACUCUGGAGUCAGUCAGAAAUGAAGAUUCCCUCAGCUCAGUUACUAAGGACUGAAUCUGUCAGUGACCUGUGACUGAUGUGUGAGAGGAAUUCAAACUAACGGACAACAAAAAGAGCCUCUUAGGGAGGUUUCAUACAUGAUUUGCUUUGACUGCGGGAUGAUAAAUGUUAAAAGACAGAGCAUUGCAUAACUUUUAUAAAUCCACUGACAGAAAAGACACGAUUAACAGAGAGGAGCAGAGAAUGUGUCACUAGUUACUGAAAAAUUGAGCAAAUGUACUGACACUAACUUCCUACAAAAUGAACAGAAGUGAAAGUGUAGGGAUAUGCAUUUCAGUUACAGGGUGACGCGUGAAACACGACUCCAAAACAAAGAGUAGGUGAGAGAAGUCAUAAUCCCCCUUAUUACCAUCCAUCCCUCAGUCAUGAUGUUACAUCUGCAAGUGUGACAUUAAAGGGAAAUACUGUGUGGUGUGAAACUCACAGAUACACAACUACAAUAAUAAAGUACUGCAUACUGUAUGAUGAUUAGUUUGAACUGUUCUAACAAACUCUUUUACUGUGUAUCAAUUUAUAUUUCUUUCACUGAUUCAAUUCCUGUAAUCAAACUUGUAAUCUUGUAAUUUCCUUCCUUGGUUUUCGCGCAAAGUUGUGCAACUGUAAAGAAUGAAAAGGUAUAUCAAAUUAAAAAGGGCAAAUACUCCAUCCAUCCAUCUUCUACUGCUUAUCCGAGUCUGGUCACAGAAGAAGCAGUUCCAGUAGAGGGCCCCAAACUUCCCUUUCCCUGGCCACAACAACCAGCUCUGACUUGGGGAUCCCAAGGCGCUCCCAGGCCAGCGUAGAGAUAAGAAAACCCAUUUUGGCCACUUGUAUCCACAAUCUCGUUUUUUUUGGUCAUGACCCAUCCUUCAUGACCAAAAGUGAGGAUAGGAACGAAGGGCAAAUUCUGUUAGUUCUUAUUCUCAAUGGUAGAACGCUAUUGUGUUAUCUUAGUAUGUUAGGAGUGAGCUCACAUUGCGUAACUGAUCAAACUCACACACACACAAGAUCAAUAUAUGUUGAUUUAUUAGGGGCACAGUUAGAGGAAUUAGAAGAAAGUUUGAAAUACAGUGUUUUGCAUAGGACAUCUUUGCAUUUUUGGUUGAGGCAUAACACCCUCAGCUACUUAAAGAAUACAGAAGAAAAAACAUUCUGAAUAAGUGUGAAAUAAAAUGCACCCGGCCAAGAAUAUACAAGACGCAGAUGGAUUUGUCUUUAUCUGUAAAAUAAAUCACAUAUAAAUCACUA
Messenger RNA from Eleginops maclovinus (Patagonian blennie), 2813 nucleotides. RefSeq names its product inositol-trisphosphate 3-kinase A (gene itpka). The record is from RefSeq and is a predicted model, not a curated record. Gene Ontology annotation, molecular function: inositol tetrakisphosphate kinase activity; inositol-1,4,5-trisphosphate 3-kinase activity. NCBI's taxonomy places the organism in Eukaryota, Metazoa, Chordata, Actinopteri, Perciformes, Eleginopidae. Gene Ontology annotation, cellular component: nucleus; cytoplasm. The coding region runs from base 243 to 1580 and encodes 445 amino acids. Gene Ontology annotation, biological process: inositol phosphate biosynthetic process. The transcript is spliced from 7 exons.